AUGGGAUGCAAUGUAUAGAAAACAAAGAGUUAAUCAAAUAAACUUAUUCAAUAUCCUUUAAAAGUAUAAUAAAAUGCUAUUAUAAAUCAUAAUAAUCAAGGCUAGAUUAAUGGAUAAAAGAGUGAUAUUAAAGAAAUAGAUAAUUUUAUUGUCUAAUAACCACAAAUAGGCAGAAGACUUAAACAUAUGGUUAGUGCAGAUGAACUUCAAAAAUUCAUUAAUAAAAAACAAAACAUCCCUAUAAGCCCUUUUGGAUAUAUUAAAAAUUCACCUAAAUAAAUAAAAAAAUAGUCUUUGAUGAACAGUCCAAAAAUAUGA
Molecule: messenger RNA, 318 nt
Organism: Paramecium pentaurelia
Lineage: Eukaryota; Ciliophora; Oligohymenophorea; Peniculida; Parameciidae
Source: the annotation of a GenBank genome assembly